Messenger RNA from Morus notabilis, 2309 nucleotides. Its product is annotated as ALBINO3-like protein 1, chloroplastic. Gene Ontology annotation, biological process: protein insertion into membrane; protein localization to chloroplast; thylakoid membrane organization. Lineage: Eukaryota; Viridiplantae; Streptophyta; Magnoliopsida; Rosales; Moraceae. The record is from RefSeq and is a predicted model, not a curated record. Gene Ontology annotation, molecular function: membrane insertase activity. Gene Ontology annotation, cellular component: chloroplast thylakoid membrane.
GGAAAACCCAAUCCAUCGUCACUUCCAUUAAGGAGUUCUUACUAUCAGAGAAACAAAAGGAGCUCACAAAAAUGGCGGACAAGUAAAACAAAGCUUUUCUGCAAAUCCCAAGUUUCUCUCAGUUCUCGUUUCCGUACAGCACACCAUUAAAAAUGACUACUUUAUUGCCGAAUCGACCAAGCCUGGUCUUGUCUCCGUUCUCUGACCGAACCCAAAACCCACUACUUCUCCGUCAGACCCAUUUCUUGGGCUUCUCGCACUCCAUUCCCAAGCCAUGCCUCCGCGGCUCGCUCUCCGUGGCCCCCCCGGUUUCAAACCCCGCCCCGAAAGCCGCCGAGAGCGUCGGCCGGGGGCUGCUCGGUCGAGCCGAGGGGUUCCUCUACACGCUCGCCGACGCGGCCGUUUCGUCGACGUCGGAUUCCGUCACCACCGCCAAGCAGAGCGACGAUUGGCUUUCUGGAAUCGCCAAUUACAUGGAGAGCGUUCUCAAGGUUCUGAAGGAUGGGCUUAGUGCUUUACAUGUUCCGUACGCUUACGGCUUCGCGAUAAUUAUGCUGACUGUUCUUGUCAAAGCUGCGACUUACCCUUUGACGAAGAAGCAGGUCGAAUCCGCCAUGGCUAUGAGGUCUUUGCAACCUCAAGUGAAGGCUAUUCAGCAGCGUUUUGCUGGAGAUCAGGAGAGAAUUCAACUUGAAACUGCUCGAUUGUAUAAAUUAGCGAGCAUAAAUCCGCUGGCAGGAUGCCUGCCAACACUUGCUACAAUACCAGUCUGGAUUGGCUUAUAUAGAGCUCUUUCGAAUGUGGCAGACGAGGGACUCCUUACAGAAGGAUUUUUCUGGAUACCCUCCUUGUCUGGUCCGACAACAAUUGCUGCUAGACAAAGUGGCAGUGGGAUCUCUUGGCUUUUCCCAUUUGUAGAUGGUCAUCCACCGCUUGGAUGGUCAGAUACCUUGGCAUAUCUUGUCUUGCCUGUGUUGCUGGUUAUCUCACAGUACAUAUCUGUCCAAAUUAUGCAGUCAGCACAGAGUAAUGAUCCAAACAUGAAGAGUUCUCAAGCGGUUACAAAGUUCCUGCCUUUAAUGAUUGGUUAUUUUGCUCUUUCAGUUCCUUCUGGUCUGAGCCUUUAUUGGUUAACGAAUAAUAUACUAAGCACAGCGCAACAAGUAUGGCUUCAAAAGUUAGGGGGUGCUAAAAUUCAGGUUAAACAAUUCAGUACUGAUGUCAUCAAGGAAGAACAACCCCGAGUGGAAAAGUCCAUCCCAGACUUGACUAACACCCAAAAGGACACCAGGCAAGGGGAAAAAUUGAUAGCAGAGGGUCUACGACCUGGUGAAAGGUUUAAACAAAUAAAGGAGGAAGAAGCAAGGAGAAGACGACAAAGAGAAGAAGAAAAGAGGAAAGCUGAGGAGGCAGCAGCGAAGGCAUCUCAAAUACCGAAUGAGAGAAAUGAGCGAGAAAAUGAGGGUGGAUUGGAUUUAAAUGUUGAAAAGAAUGACACAAACCAUUCUGAGAAUAGCAUUCACAAUUCCUCCAGUAGUGAAGUUGCUGUGAAUGGAAAUAUGCCUAGAGUGGACUUGAAGGAAAGUGAGAACACAACAUCGACAUUGGACAACGAAGUCUCCACUAGUUUAGAGGUUGAUGUCAGGGAAGAGGAGCAGUCGUACGAACGUUUGAGAAAGGAAGUAGGAGCGUAUACUACCCCGACCACUAGAGAUAAGAAACCUUCCGAAGACGACUGAUAUUCAGCUAGAAGGGCCAACAAAGAGGAUGGCACUUUCAAGAUGGUAUUGGUAAUCCAAGUUAAUCAGCGAAAAAGUUGACCCAUGUCUAAUCAGAAAAUGGGGAGCACUUGACAGAGCUGCAUAAGCACACUGUUUAUCAGCAAAUUAUUAAUGUGAUUUAUACUCGGGGUUUAUGCUAUUCUCUUGUGAGGACUAAGUUCUCAGCAGUUCAUUGGUUGCGGCAUGAUUUCAUUUACAGGACAGAAUUAAGUCAGAGCAAAUUUUGGGGUUCUCGUACAUCGGUAAAGAUUUCUUCUUGCCUACGAUGGCACAUGUAGAAUCUGUACUAGAGAGAAGUCAACUUUUUUCUCAUAAGGGUAGGUGAUAAAACCAAUAUAUCAAAUUUUUGUGCCCAUCAAAUCCUUGUUAGUUUUAGAUACUCGGCGUUACCGCACGCAAAAAUAAUAAUGAUUUAGCUAGCUUGGGUGCUUUGUUAGCUUCUUUUGAGUUGUUAUACAGUUUCUUGAAACAGUCGUGCUAUUUAAAAGACUUGAACACAAUCCAAGGAAUAAAGGUCCCAUUUUUUUC